This is a messenger RNA of Nothoprocta perdicaria, 2811 nucleotides long. RefSeq names its product solute carrier family 38 member 9 (gene SLC38A9). The record is from RefSeq and is a predicted model, not a curated record. Gene Ontology annotation, biological process: amino acid transmembrane transport. The coding region runs from base 154 to 1833 and encodes 559 amino acids. The transcript is spliced from 15 exons. Gene Ontology annotation, molecular function: amino acid transmembrane transporter activity. NCBI's taxonomy places the organism in Eukaryota, Metazoa, Chordata, Aves, Tinamiformes, Tinamidae.
GAACGUCGGCGCUCCUGCCGCAGGGCUCCCURCGGAACUACGCGUCCCGGCGUGCCCCGCGCCGCCCCGCCCGCGCUUCCUGUUUCCUGCGGAGGGGCCUGUGCUGCAGGUCAAAAUAACUGUCAGACUCUGAAAGAAGCAUAUUCUUUAAGCAUGGAAGAAGAUACCAAACCUCUUCUGAUUCCUGUGGGAGGUGAUGAGAGCAAUUAUGGAAUCAUGAAUAUACAGUUUAAUCCAGAAGAUUUUAAAUGCAAAAGGCCAUUCCAUGUAGAGCCUACAAACAUAGUCAGCGUGAAUGAUGACACACAAAGAGUCACUGAUGAAGCUUCAGCAAUGAAUAAGAGGAUUCAUUACUACAGCAGGCUUGCCUCUCCUACACACAGGGCUCUGAUUGCUCCUGAUCAUGUACUUCCAGCACCUGAUGAAAUCUAUGUGUACAGUCCAUUAGGAACUGCUUUUAAAAUUGACAGUUGCACAGAUGGCCAUGGUAAAAACUCCAGUAUAGUGACAAUAUUUAUGAUAUGGAAUACAAUGAUGGGUACAUCUAUAUUAAGUAUCCCAUGGGGAAUAAAACAGGCCGGCUUUACUUCUGGAAUCCUUCUCAUCUUAUUGAUGGGCAUUUUGACGCUUUAUUGCUGUUACAGAGUUGUGAAAUCACGGAAAAUGAUACCUUUAAUAGAUACCUCACACUGGGAAUUUCCAGAUGUUUGCAAAUAUUAUUUUGGAUCCUUUGGUCAGUGGUCAAGCCUCUUGUUUUCUAUGGUGUCACUUGUUGGAGCCAUGGUAGUUUACUGGGUGCUGAUGUCUAACUUUUUAUUCAACACAGGAAAGUUUAUAUACAAUUUUGUUCAUAAUAUUAAUGUAACAGAAAUUGUUCCUGGCACUAAUGAAAGUAACAAAGUUAUUUGCCCGGGUGCUGCUAAAGAUUUUCCACCUCGGAACGGGAGCGUGACACUCUUUUCUGGCAACAGUACCAGUUUUGAGCUCUUCGAGGAGUGGUGGGACAAGUCACGAACAGUACCGUUUUACCUGAUUGCCACCCUCCUGCCCCUGCUAAAUCUGAAGUCUCCAUCUUUCUUUGCAAAAUUUAAUGUUCUAGGUACAGUUUCAGUUGUCUACUUAGUUUUUCUUGUCACUGUGAAGGCUGCUCAACUUGGGAUCCACUUAGAAUUCAACUGGUUUACAGAGAACGAAUUUUUUGUACCAGAGUUUAGAAUUCUGUUUCCUCAGCUCACGGGUGUUCUGACACUUGCCUUCUUCAUCCACAAUUGUGUCAUCACCCUUCUUCAGAAUAACAGGAAUCAAGAAAACAAUGUGAGAGACCUCUCCAUUGCUUAUUUCCUGGUGGGAUUAACAUACCUGUAUGUUGGCGUGAUAAUUUUUGCAUCUUUUCCUUCCCCACCAUUAUCCAAAGAAUGUAUAGAACAGAAUUUUCUAGAUAAUUUUCCCAGCGAUGACAUCAUGUCAUUUGUUGCAAGAAUAUUCCUGCUGUUCCAGAUGAUGACUGUGUACCCACUGUUGGGCUAUCUGGCACGAGUGCAGCUCUUGGGACAAGUUUUUGGAAAUGUUUACCCAAGCGUUUUCCAUGUGCUGGUCCUGAACAUAGCGAUUGUAGGAGCUGGAGUAGCAAUGGCAAGGUUUUAUCCAAAUAUAGGAGGUAUCAUAAGAUACUCAGGAGCAACAUGUGGUCUGGCCUUCGUGUUUGUGUAUCCAUCCCUCAUCUAYAUGAUCUCCCUGCAUCGUGCUGGGCAGCUGACGUGGCCAGCAUUGAUCGUUCACAUCUUCAUAAUCCUCCUCGGACUGGCUAAUCUGAUUGCACAAUUCCUAUUGUGAAAACUCCCCCUUCUCCCCACGGCUGCCACCARUGGUCCUGUGACAUUCGGCCACAGUCUUGAGCAACACUGUCCCCCAGGAGAACUGAGCAGUCCUCAGUGUGAACUGCUGAGAAGGCUGCGCCUCCGAAUGGCUUCACAUCCCGGCUUCCAGGCAUCUGUGAGGAAACCUGCUUGCUCCUCCGUAAACAUGGUUUUGUGAGAAGGGAAAUAGUUCCAAUUGGAGUGGAGUAGUUCCACUAUUUUUAUUGAACGUACAUCAAGGAUUAAUUAAACCAAAUAUUUUAAUUUCCUACAGCCCACAUCUCRAAACACUCAGCUUUCAGCCUGGGGCUGUAGAGCUCCUCUUGUUUUUAAAGAAAGGUUCUUACCUUUAUUAACAARCCUGCUUUCAUAGUGUUAUUCAGUGACUGUUUGAAAUCUUCUUUGUUGCAAUUUCCCUGUUUUCUCUGGAAAAUGACAAAAAAAAGAGAUUGUAUAUGUAUUUUUUCAGUUAAUUUAUAAUCAUUUGGGUCAAAAUGCACUCUUCAUUUUGAAUAUGCUUCUAAUUUUUUGGCAACRUGUUUCCUCUAGGAAAUUCCAAAUAAGAGAAACAAUAAACUGAUGUAUGAGUGUUUUAUUCAGAACCAACAUGUGCAAAAGUUAUUCGUGAGCUUACAAUGAACGAAAAUCAAAAAAAGUGUCAAAAAAUUGAAACCAGUUAGCAGCUCCAUUCAAACUGCAGCUCCAGGCUUGCCCUCACUUCAGCCUAGCAACUGGACUGGGAGGUCUUGUCAGGAGCUGAGGGUGCUUUGGGGGGAAUGUUGGGUGCAGUGCCCUUCACAGGCUUUCUAUGUCCAAAAAAAAAAUCAGCAAAUGUAAAGUGAUUGCAAGAUGACUAAGCAAUACUAAGCUCCAAAACGAGCCAAAGAGGAGUGAGGCGGAAGUGAUUCAAUGUUUGUAAAGUCAGAGUUGAGCUGGGAAAGCAGAUUAAAUAUCA